AAUCUUGAUUUUCUGAUAAUGUGGUUCGAAAUAACUUUGGCUUUGCUGUUGCUACUAGUAGUUCUUUUAUAUGUUUACCUAACGUAUCAUUAUCGGUAUUGGCUGCGUCAUGGUGUCGCCUACGUCAAACCCAGUCCUAUACUCGGUAAUUUAGGAUGUUUACUGCGCAUGCAAUGCACUUCUGCUCAUAUGAUACAAGCGAUCUAUAACUACCCUGAGGCCGGAGAUCGUCCUUUCGUUGGUAUUUAUCUUUUUCAUCGUCCGGCUUUGCUGCUACGCGAUCCUGGACUGAUAAAACGCAUUCUAAGUAAGGAUUUUCCAAAAUUUUCUAAUCGGUUUUCGAACUCAGAUUAUUUUGGUGACCCUCUUGGAUCUUUGAAUUUAUUCUUUCUAAAAAAUCCUUACUGGAAGGAAAUACGUCUGAAGCUGACUCCUUUCUUUUCAACUGGGAAAUUGAAACAAAUGUUUGCUCUAAUCGAAGAAGUGGGACUUAAUCUUAAUGAAUAUCUCUUGAAAAUGCCUUUAAACGGCGAUAAUAGUUUCCAACUGGAGCUUAAGGAACUUUGUGCAUUGUACACCACGGAUGUUAUUGCAACUGUAGCUUUCGGUGUACAAGCGAAUUCUUUUAAAUAUCCGAAUGGAGAAUUUCGUCGUAACGGUCGUGAAAUAUUUCGUUUUAGCACUAGGCGUGCCUUAAAUUUUAGUGUUGUUUUUUUCUUGCCACAUUUAGUCCCGUAUUUGGGCAUAAAAGUCGUGUCACCGAAGCAAACGGAAUUUUUACGGUCUGCAAUGAAUCGGGUGCUGGAAGAGCGGGAGAAAUCAGGAAUAAAGCGUCACGAUUUAAUCGAUAUUCUGAUAGAAUUCAAAAAUCAAACUACAACCCAACCAAGACAAGAUGGUUUAAGAUUUGAAGGUGAUCUAUUAGUCGCUCAGGCGGCUAUAUUUUUUACAGCUGGAUUUGAGUCAACCUCGGCAACAAUGUCUUUUGCUUUAUACGAAUUGGCAAAACACUCCGAAAUGCAAGAGAGAUUACGCAAAGAAGUACGCGAUGCUCUUAGCGAAAGCCGCGGAAGGAUCACACAACAGAUCGUUGAGAACUUGGAAUAUAUGCAAAUGAUUAUAGACGAAACAUUGAGACUUUACCCUCCGUUACCUUUCUUAGAUCGCGAAUGCUCUUUGCCUAAAGGCCAGAGUUACUCGUUAGAGCCGUUCCAUUCGUUUUCAAUACCUGCAGGCAUGCCCGUUUAUACACCUAUCUACGCUUUACAUAUGGAUCCGAAGUAUUUCCCGCAACCUCACGAAUUUCAGCCGGAACGUUUUUCGCCCGAGCGUAAAAAAUUGAUAACUCCCUAUACGUAUAUGCCUUUCGGAUUGGGUCCUCACGCCUGCAUUGGUGAACGUUUUGCUAUGCUACAAUCUAAGGUUGGUUUAUUAAAUUUCUUACGCAAUCAUCGAGUGACAUUGGCAGAUAAAAGUGUAAGAAGUAUUAAAUUAGAUCCAAAGGCUUUAAUUUUACAAUCCCAAGGUGGUAUACAUUUAAAUGUUAUACGAGACCCUUUAAAGUAUUAAACGAGGAGAGUAGUUUUUAAUCACUUUAAUGCAGAUAAACACUAGGAUUGAUAUGCGGACCAUGUUUAAAAUUUCUCUAAAAACCGCGCAUUUCUGAACAGUGUGUUUACAUACUUUCUAUAUUUACAUAUAAGGCACACUUUUAAUUAAGAAUUAAAUGUUAUCCGAGAUCCUUUGAAUUAUUGAACGAGGAAAGAUAUUGCUAACCACCUUGAUGCAAAUACACUGUGGCACUGACAUGUGAACUAUGUUUACAAUUUCUCUAAAAACGGCAUUCAUGAGAAAUUUCUCAACAGUAUGUUUAGAAACUCCCUAUAAUUAGAAAUAACGCGUGCUUCAAAUUAUAAAUUCAAAGUCCACUCAAAAAUUUCAACUGUGAAUAUGCCUUUUUUUCAUGCAAUCAAGAAAAACAUGCAAUACUUGUAGCGUUUGUGAAACAUCAGGGCAUUACAAGUGUGCAUUGUAGUGAAAUUAUAAGCUAAUUGUUACUUAAGUUUAGUAGAAAUAAUGCUUGAUUUAUUCGUGUGUUGUGCCAGGUCGAAAUUAGUUGAAUGCUUUCUUCCCAUAUGGCCGUAUAUUUUAUUCAUAUCAAAAAUUACUCUCCUUAACAACGUCCACCAUUAAAUAUCCUACGCCACUUCGUUUAAUGCAACUAUUCAUAUAACGACUUUUCAAAAUAAGGCGUUGUAUGACAAGUGGUUCAAAAAAAAAGCGCUCUACCUUGGUCUAAAACAUGUCGAUCUACCAAAUUUCAUCAAAUUAUCUGAAAAUUUACGAAUUGCAAGUUCAACAAAUCAAAACAAAACAAACUAGGCAAAUGGACAGGCAAGCCAAAAUCGGGCAAAGUUACAUCGGUCUGAAUCCGCCUGAGUAGCCGAAGGCGAGCAAUCUCGAUUAGCAAG
This is a messenger RNA of Glossina fuscipes, 2471 nucleotides long. Its product is annotated as probable cytochrome P450 6g2. Gene Ontology annotation, molecular function: monooxygenase activity; oxidoreductase activity, acting on paired donors, with incorporation or reduction of molecular oxygen; iron ion binding. Lineage: Eukaryota; Metazoa; Arthropoda; Insecta; Diptera; Glossinidae. The coding region runs from base 19 to 1569 and encodes 516 amino acids. Gene Ontology annotation, biological process: response to DDT; insecticide catabolic process. The transcript has 3 exons. The record is from RefSeq and is a predicted model, not a curated record.